UCAAAAUGCGUACGGAACGUAAUCCGCAGCAUUUCUAUAGCCAAAAUAUACGCGCUCGUCAUAAAGCGGGAUUUUCUCGUCUUCGUCUCUCCCACAGCCCAAAUUUCCCUCUUCUUCCUUCAAAUCAAAAUCUCAACGAUUUGAAUUAGCAGUUUACAAAGAUACCCUAUUAACCGUUACGGAUUCCGCCGUGAUUUUGCCAAUUUAUGUCACUAGCGGUUAGCGAACACAGAGAAAACCACCGUGUUCGACUUGACCGCCAUAAUCACGCUCCACGAAAUUGUUACGUCAUUUCCCGACCUAUUGUUUCUCUAGCGCACUUUCGACUUCUGUGACUGUGGCGUCAUCCUCCGGCCGUAGUUUUCUGCAGUUCACUUCCACCUUCUGAACUCCGGCGAUCAGGACUGUUGUUUCUGGUUUGUUCUGCUUUGAACAUUGCGUUCUUCAGCAAUAAGAACUAUUAACCUAACAGGCUUCCCACAUAAAACUAAAGUUUAGUGAUUUUAGAGGUAGUUGCUCCUUACGUGAAUAACCCCCAGAACAGUCAGCCUUCGCAUAUGGAAACCACUUGUGGAUCUCUGAUGUCCGAUCUGAAGAAAUUGUGGGAUGAUAUUGGAGAGAAUGAGGUUGAAAGGGACAAGAUGCUUUAUCAACUUGAGCAGGAGUGUUUGAACGCCUAUAGAAGAAAAGUUGACCAGGCAAGUCGCAACUGUGCUCAGCUACGGCAAGCAGUUGCCGAAUCUGAAGCAGAACUUGCACGAAUAUGUGCAGCGCUAGGGGAGCAGCCAGUCAAUACCAGAGCGAAAUCAAGCAGCUUGAAGAUGGAGCUUGAGGCCAUUAUGCCUCAGCUGCAAGAGAUGAAGCAAAGGAAAUUGGAAAGGGAGCGUGAGUUCAAAAAUAUUAUCAAUCAAAUAGACAUCAUCUUGAAGGAGCUUGGUCAGUCAAGACAGGAAUUUCCAAAAAUGAUUGGUAUGGAUGAAAGCGAUAUGUCCUUGCGGAGACUUGAAGAGAUGAAGGGUCACUUGCUUUCACUUCAAGCAGCAAAGAAUGAUCGCUUGGAGCAAGUACUUGACCUCUUGGAAUCUCUCAAAUCACUAUGUGUUGUGCUUGGUAUUGAUUUUAGAAAUACUGCUGUGGAGAUCCAUCCUACUUUGGAUGGCUCAUCUGCCUUGAAAAGUGUAAGUACAGAGACAAUUGAUAGGUUAUCUGCUGUUAUAAGCAAACUGCGAGAGGUGAAAGUGCAACGGCUGAAUAUGAUUCAAGAUUUCGCAACCACAAUGGUAGAGCUGUGGAAUUUGAUGGACACACCAGUGGAGGAACAACAGCCAUUUCACAGUGUCACGCGGACUAUAGCUGCUUCAGAAAGUGAAUUAACUGAGCCAAACGCUCUCUCUUUACAAUUUCUCAAGUCUGCAGAACUUGAGGUGGCAAGGCUGAAAGAAAUGAAGUCAAGCAAAUUGAAGGAAGUUCUCUUGAAAAAGAGGUCUGCAUUGGAGGAAUUGUGCAGAAAAGCCCACAUAGUUCUUGAUGCUGAUCAUUCAACUCAGUUCUCACUUGAAACUAUAGAAUCUGGGACAAUUGAUCCUUCACUCCUACUUGAACAAAUAGAGAUCCAGAUUUCCAAGCUAAAAGAAGAAGCUUUUAGCAGGAGAGAGAUACUUGAGAAGGUCGAAAAGUGGUUAGCUGCAUGUGAAGAGGAAUCAUGGUUGGAGGAGUACAACAGGGAUAACAAUCGGUACAAUAGUGGAAGAGGCACACAUCUCGUUCUGAAGCGGGCUGAGAAAGCCCGAGCGCUUGUCAACAAAAUUCCUGGAAUGUUGGAAGCAUUGGCUUCAAAAGCUAAAAGCUGGGAGAGAGAAAGAGGAAAUGCAUUCUUGUACGACGGAGUUAGCCUUCUGUCUAUGCUGGAACAAUAUGGUCUUGUAAAGGAAGAGAAAGAGUUAGAACGUCAAAGGCAGAGGGAUCAGAAGAAACUUCAGGGGCAACUGAUUGCAGAGCAGGAAGCACUGUUUGGGGCAAAGCGUAGUCCAUCACAGAGUGCGAAAAAGAAUUUAGUUGGGGGUGGGAGCAAUAAUAAGAGAUACUCAAUGGGAGGGGUGAUGCUCCAAACACCAUAUGCUGAGAGGGCAGCACAGUCUUCUCACACCCUGAAGAAAAAGAACCCUUUGAAGCCGCAAGCUCUACCCAACGUUACACAAAACUAUGUCGCCCUCUCCUCUGGCAAGAGAGAGAGUUCAAUACAUGCAAGACAGCAGCAAUCUUGCUACAAAACGAAUCCACAGAGGAAACCACUUUCACCUAUAUCUUCACUCUCAUUCAACACCAACUCUCCCAAUGUAAUAGUGGCAAAAACUGGUGAGGAGCUCCAAGAAACGCCACCGGCUUCAUUGAUGACCACUCCAGUAAAAAAUGUUAUUGGAUGGGGGAACACAACCCCGAAGAAGAUGAUUCCGAUCCCGACCCCGUCCACGCCUGCUUCAGCAGCAUCUACUGCCAUGCAGACCGCCAUCACUCCGGCUGCUGCUACUCCGUUUGCUGAUGAUGACUGUGUUGACUAUUCUUAUGAGGAGAAGAGAGCCCGUUUCCUUCUCCCUGAGUUGCAAAUUCAUUAGCGUUUGCUUUUACCCUUUGUCAUCAUUGUAGAGUCUGUCAUCAUUAGCGUUUGCUUUUACCCUUUGUCAUCAUUGUAGAGUCUGUCUACUUUAACACUUUGAGAUUGGUUUUCCACUGCUAAAUCUAACUCUCCCGCGCAGGGCCGUCUCUAGAACUUUUUGGGCCCUAGGCAUAAACUAAAAUAUAUCUUCAUAUUAGUGAAAAUUGUUGGACAUAAGAUACUCCCUCCGUCCCAUUUAUAUUGUC
This is a messenger RNA of Cuscuta epithymum, 2859 nucleotides long. The record is from the annotation of a GenBank genome assembly. Lineage: Eukaryota; Viridiplantae; Streptophyta; Magnoliopsida; Solanales; Convolvulaceae.